AUGGCAGCCAGCAACGGUAAUAUUACAGCUGAUCAAUCAGCGCUUCUUGCUUUUAGAGAUCGCAUGAUCACUUCAGAUUCUCACAAAAUCUUGCAAAAAAACUGGUCAGUUACCUCCUCCGUCUGUGAUUGGAUGGGAGUCACCUGUGACGCUCAACAACGUAGAGUGACUGACUUGAAUAUCUCAAUGAUGAACCUUACUGGUACCUUACCUCCUCAACUUGGGAACCUGUCCUUUCUGGUUUCCCUUAACAUUAGCAGCAACAAUUUCCACGGAGAAUUGCCUCGUGAGUUAGUUCACUUGCGCAGAUUGAGAUACCUUAAUUUUGGGAUCAACAAUCUCGGUGGAGAGCUUCCCUCCUGGUUUGGUUCUUUAUACAAACUCCAAUACCUGUCCCUCAGAAACAAUAGCUUUACGGGUUCUAUCCCGCCUUCCAUCUCUAACAUGUCAAACUUGGAAACUUUAUGGUUGUCUUGGAAUUCAAUUGAGGGGACCGUUCCAACAGAAUUUCAGAAUCUUCAUAAUUUGAAGAAUUUGAUUAUUGAGAGUAAUCAGCUCUCCGGUCCUUUGCCUUUCCAUGCUUUCAAUCUUUCCUCAAUGGAAAGCGUUUCCUUCUUGAAUAACAGCCUAUCUGGCAUUUUUCCGGACGACAUCUGUCACCGCCUUCAGAAACUUACAUGGCUUAGUCUAGCAGAGAACAAUUUGAUCGGUCGAAUACCUUCAACGGUGUCACAGUGUUCACUGCUUCGGCAUCUUGCCUUGUUUGGGAACCAUUUCACUGGAUCCAUACCUAACGGAAUCGGGAACUUGACAAUGCUGGAGGACCUAUACCUGCAGAUGAACAAUUUAACAGGUGCAAUUCCAAAUGAAAUAGGGAAUCUAACUAUGUUGAGGAUUUUAAGUUUUGCCAACAACAAAUUGACUGGUGCAAUUCCAAUUGAAAUAGGGGAUUUAGCUAUGUUGACAGAGUUAGAUUUUGACAACAACAAAUUGACAGGUGGAAUACCUGAAAAGAUUGGGAACCUUCACAAAUUGGAGGAGCUUCAGUUACACAACAAUACAUUAUCGGGUUCCAUACCAGCAACAAUUUUUAACAUCUCAUCUCUCAAAACAAUUCAACUCUGCCAGAACAAGUUUUCAGGAACUAUUCCUUUGACAAUGAGUAAUAAGCUAAGCAAUCUGCAGUAUUUUAAUAUUUACAAUAAUUUCUUGAGUGGAGUUAUACCUAGCUUCAUCUCAAAUGCUUCUCGGCUAGUUACUUUGUCGCUUGACAAUAAUGAGCUUACAGGUUCAAUCCCCGACUCUUUAGGAAGUUUAAGAAAUCUAGAAUAUCUAAACUUGGCUUUCAACAAGCUGUCAAGUGAACCCUCAUCUCCAGAAUUAAGCAUUUUCACUUUCUUGAUGACUUGGAGAUUCUUGAAAUAUCUAGGAGUGGAUCAGAAUCCUCUAAAUGGUUUUCUACCUGCUUCUUUUUCUAACUAUUCGACUCUGGAACACUUGAAUGCAUUCAGUUGUAAAAUCAAAGGAAACAUCCCAGUCGGAAUCAGCAAUUUGAGCAGUUUACUAGUUCUAGAUUUUUCAGGUAAUGAAUUGAUUGGAUCUGUCCCAAGAACUAUGCAUAGUCUGGCAAAUCUUCAGAUGUUUUACUUGGACUCCAAUCAAGUAAGAGAUGUCUUGGACAUUUUCUGUGGAUUACAUAGUUUGGGGUUGUUAGACUUGAGCCAAAAUCAAUUCUUUGGUAGUAUUCCAGAAUGCUUAGGAAAUAUGACAAAUUUGAGACAAAUUUUUCUAGACUCCAACAGGUUGACUUCCGUGAUACCUGCUAAACUAUUGAGCAUGAAAAAUCUCGAAAUUCUCAACCUUUCAUCAAAUUUCAUAAGUGGAUCGAUACCUUUGGAGAUUGGGAACCUCAAAGCAACGUACAGUUUGGAUCUCUCGGCUAAUCAAUUGUCAGGCAUUAUUCCUACUACAAUUGGGGAGCUGCAAGCUUUACAGAAUCUUUCAUUGGCAAAAAAUAAUUUGCAGGGCUCUAUACCAGAAUCAUUUAGCCAUAUGGUCAGCUUGGAAUUCUUGGACCUUUCACACAAUAAUCUCUCCGGCGUGAUACCCAAGUCAUUGCAAACACUUAAGGUUCUUAAGGAAUUUAACGUUUCUUUUAAUAGAUUAAGCGGCGAAAUUCCUCAAGGUGGUCCCUUCAGAUACUUUACAGGUCAAUUGUUCAUGAACAAUGAAGCACUCUGUGGUGACCCAAGGCUUGGUGUUCAACCAUGUCAGUGUAAUUCAAUUAGAAGUUCAAGCAAAAGAAAGGUAUUUUUCAUUAGUCUAUCAGUGAUUGCAGCAAUAAUGAUAAUAGCAAUUGUAGCAAUAUUGGUUCAAAGGUGGCUGAAGGAGCCAAAGGGUUCAGGUGGAACAGAGUUGAUGUCAGUGGCAAAAUAUGAAAGAUUUUCCUACUAUGACCUUUUGCACUCAACUGAUAACUAUAGUGAAAGCAAUUUGCUUGGAGAAGGGAGCUUUGGUUCUGUUUACAAAGGUAUCCUAAGUGAUGGCAUUGUUGUGGCUAUCAAGGUAUUCAACUUGCAAGUGGAAGGUGCAUUAAAAAGCUUUGAUAGAGAAUGCGAGGUACUGAGGAGUUUACGCCAUCGAAAUCUUACAAUGGUGCUCGGUAGCUGCUCCAACCCUGAUUUUAAAGCCCUGGUACUCAAAUACAUGCCUAAUGGGAAUCUUGAUAAGUGGUUGCACUUUCCCUAG
This is a messenger RNA of Coffea arabica (coffee), 2748 nucleotides long. The record is from RefSeq and is a predicted model, not a curated record. NCBI's taxonomy places the organism in Eukaryota, Viridiplantae, Streptophyta, Magnoliopsida, Gentianales, Rubiaceae.